Messenger RNA from Cylindrotheca closterium, 228 nucleotides. NCBI's taxonomy places the organism in Eukaryota, Bacillariophyta, Bacillariophyceae, Bacillariales, Bacillariaceae. The record is from the annotation of a GenBank genome assembly.
AUGAUUUUUGUGGUAAAAGAAGCUGAAAGCUUUGCUGCGGAAGGCAGCGUUCCUGAAUGGAACCAAGACGGAAUGUAUUUUGGUGGAAUGCCAAGUGCCGAGCAGUACCAGCAUCAGGAAAUCAAUUCAACUUUGAACAGGAAAAAUAUUAUCCUGAAGAACAGGAGGCGCAAGAAUGGGCGUCGAAGGACGGUAGGGUGCGAUAGAUCAGCGAUCUCAGACAGCUGA